GCGUAAUGAAAUAGAAAAUUCGAUUUUCCGCAAUUGAAAAUUUCUUAUCAGGCAGCUAAGCAGGCGGGCAGCCAGGCAGCUUCAGUCUCAUUUGGUCCCUGCUGCUAGCAACAACCGGACGUGUCGAUGACGAGCAUUGAAAGCGACUUGACGCAGUUUGUGGCGCAUUGCCGGAAGCAGGAAUUCAGCGAGUCGGAAAUGCGCAGCAUAUGCCAGCCAAUCCUCUGGCAUUGGCGACUAUUGCAACUGAGAAAGUGGAUGCAGUGGCUCCUGCUGCCCGGCGUGCUAAUCUAUCUGCUGUGGAGCUACUGCGAUACUUGCGCCUGGACAUUGAGCGCCCUGGGGCGCUUGUUGCUGAUAGAGCUGCUGCCCUACUGGAACUGGACGCCCUACUACAACGCCAAGUGUCUGAUCGAACGAGCAGCGGAGCAGAGCACUGAUUGGCAGCCAAAGGCGUUGGGCAAACACGAAACGCUCUGGGAGAACUGUGAGCUGUGCGAGCAGCUAGGAAGCAUACCCGUAGUCUCCAAUGCCAGCUACUCCCUGCUGGAAGCGGAGUAUCUGGAACGUGGUCUGCCAGUGAUUGUGAGCGACUGUCAGCUGGAGCUGAAUUUGGACAAGUUGCUGCAGCGCAUGCUGGAUAGGACACCAGAGCUGCUGGCAAGCGAGCCUUGCGAUGUCUCCAGCAAUCUAAUGCUGCGACGACUCUUCAGUUUGGAUGCUGCGCUGCAGAAGAUACCCACAGCCUCCGCCUGGCAUCUGCAGUUCCGCAACUGUGAAUCGAAAGCUGUAAAGGCUUCGCGUCUCUAUGCAGACAAACCCUACUACUAUCCGGUGCAUCUGGAGCCCUACUAUUCCAGCUGGCUGCUGUUGGUCCAUCAGCUGAGGCGUCCCCAAACGGAGAUCUAUGUGCGAGGCCUGAUCUUUGUGCAACAGCUGAGUGGCCACUUCGACUGGCAGCUACGUCCGAAGCAGCCCUGCCCGGACUACAAUUGUCCUAACCUCAGCUUGCGCUUAGAUGCGGGCGAGUGCCUGGUCUACUCCACGGAUAUGUGGCGCCUCAGCUAUGGCGUGCAGCAGCAGCCAAAUGGCAGCGACACCUCAAUUGCCACAGUGUUCGAGGUGAAUUGGCAGCUAUAGAAAACGUGACAAAGUGGAAUAUGAAACCAUAAAGAAAUAUAAAUAUAUGUAAUACAGAUAAAUUAUGUUGAGCCGGGCAGAAUCAUUGCAAGUCUCCAUACUGUCCCAAGUCUAUUACAGAUCGAUAUCCAUAGAUUUCC
Molecule: messenger RNA, 1280 nt
Organism: Drosophila hydei
Lineage: Eukaryota; Metazoa; Arthropoda; Insecta; Diptera; Drosophilidae
Exons: 2
Coding region: 127-1140 (337 amino acids)
Source: RefSeq, a predicted model, not a curated record